UAACAAUAAAUAAAAUUAUAAAUUUAAAUAUAUAAUGAUUUUGAUAAUUAUUCUAAGAAUUUAUAGUUUGUACCACAUUAACAUACCUAAUAUUUAUCUACAUAUUUUAAUUAUCUCUAUUAAUCUAAAUAAUUUAAUGAAGUUAUUAAAUUUAAUAAAUAAAAUAUAGUUCAUUAAAUAUUUAUUAAAUUCUUUUGUAACAAUUAUUAAAUUUAAAGAAAAUUCACAUUACUAAUUGAAAAACUUACAUCAGAAACUUCACAAAUCUAACUAACCGGUAUCACAAUUAUCUUUUCUACUAAUAUUUGAUGAUAUAAAAAGAAAAAGAAAAAAAGCGCGCAUAAAUACAAAAGAAAUCAUAAGUGAACGUAAAAGAAAAACCCUGAAAAUUAAUUAAUCAAAAAAUGCAUAUUGCAUAAUUCUGCCUAAAGGGUUUCUUAACGACAUACUUCAACAUUGUUCUUGAAUAAGCCCUACUUCUCUUAUGCCUCUUCAUUACAGACACUACUAAAGAAUAAUUUAGGAUAACAGAACAAUAUUUCAGUAAUUUAAAUUUUAAACCGGAUCGAAUAUGUAAAAAUAUGCAAUCACCAUCUAAAGAAGAAAAAAUAAAGAAUAAAAAACACCUAGAAAAUCAGAAUCAAGAAUAAAGAACCAUUAAGAAAACCACGAACAAGCUAAACUAAGCCUCUGAAUGAACAAUUACUUCUUUUCUUUUAUCUUCUUAAACCAACUUUUUUUCUGACGAUAAUAAUAAAAAGGAAGUAGGAAGUACCUUUUACCACUGAUUUACGACUGGAAAAGUACCUUUUAGUAAACAAAUCCAACCGCUCAAUCCCAACGGUCGGUAACUGCUUCUCCGCUGCCUUUAAAAUAAAUUCCUACGAACUUCUAUUCUCAUUUGCUCUCAAUUCCUUAAUUCUGUCAAAAAGUUUCCUGUUCUCAGGCGCCAGAAUUGUCCAGUUCUGGUGCUUGAGAACCUUUCAUUAGAGUCCACUUAAUAUUAGAAACUACUGAAUGCUUAUAUAUUCUACUGCUAUUGUUAUCCAUGGCGGAUCCUCGGUACAUUGUUCCUUAUCACGACCCCCACAAUACUCCCAUUAACUUGGAGUAUUUUGAUUUUACGUUAGAUUCAAAUCCAACUCUUGCCAAUAUAGAUGAACAACCACAACAGCCCACUUCAGUUCAUUUUCACAGUGAUGAUAUUGUGGAUCCUAGUAAUCCUUUUGAUGGUCCAAUGAUAUGGAAUAAUUUUUCCAGUAAUAAUAAUAAUGAAGCGGGCCCGUCUACGCAGAAUUGUCGCAAUGAGGGGGAUGCGGAGAAUGUGAGUGAGAAUGUAAGAUCAAGGUGUUCUGGUGAUGGGAUUGGAAGGCCUAUUACAAGUUGGCCACCGCCAUUUGCUCCAUUUCAGUGCACUUAUUGUCAAGUUUUAAGAGAAAUCAUCCACACUGAUGGCAAUUGCACUUCGAAACUUGAAAUUCAUGGGAGAUUGGGUAUGAUUUGCCAUGCUGUUCUUGAGAAUAGGGAUCAAGUCGUAGCGGGUACUUCAGCAACUAGAUAUCAUAUGAUUGAUUUUUGCAAGAAAAGCAUAGAAAAUGUGAAGCAAAUUCUGCAACAGUACUGUGACGAUAAAACAAAGGCUGGAUUUGUUUUGGUACAAGAUCCUCUCUCAAUCUUUUAUGAAGCCUUGUCUGUUGGAAUAGAAUGGGAAGAAAAUUUGGACAACGAUGACAUUUUUGAUCCAUCUCCUUCAUCAUGGGCGCGUCAGUGGGAUCUAACAGGAGGAGGGAAUGAUGCAGAGAGAGUGAUGAAAACCGCUCUAGCACAACAGAGGGAAAGGACAGGAAAGUUGACACUGAAAGACUUUACAGCUUAUUUUGAUCUCCCCAUUGAAGAGGCUGCUAAGAGAAUGAGCUUAUGUCCUACUGUUGUGAAGAAGAUAUGCAGGAGAUAUGGCAUGAAUCGAUGGCCUCAUAGAAAGAUUAAAAGCAUGCGGAGGCAAAUGGCAAAAAUUAGGCACUUUGUGCGUUCGAACAAUUCAGAAGAAAAGGCACGCGCUCUAGCAGAGAUCCAGAGGCUUCAACAAGAAAUAGCGAAUAUCUGUACUGUGACCGAUAAUUGAUGUUCUUAUGAGUGUUAAAAGAAUUUGGCGACAUAUAUAUUUCAGGAUUGUGUUUUUGUUUUCUCUUAUGUAUUUUUGUAUUUCUCAGUAGGUUUGUCUAUAAAUUUUGUUCUUUUGUGGAAGGUGUUGUGUGUUUGAUGAUAGUGAUUGGCUAAAACACAGU
Messenger RNA from Ricinus communis (castor bean), 2285 nucleotides. RefSeq lists its product as uncharacterized. Lineage: Eukaryota; Viridiplantae; Streptophyta; Magnoliopsida; Malpighiales; Euphorbiaceae. The record is from RefSeq and is a predicted model, not a curated record. Gene Ontology annotation, molecular function: DNA-binding transcription factor activity. The coding region runs from base 1049 to 2122 and encodes 357 amino acids. The transcript is spliced from 6 exons.